Molecule: messenger RNA, 447 nt
Organism: Protopolystoma xenopodis
Lineage: Eukaryota; Metazoa; Platyhelminthes; Monogenea; Polystomatidea; Polystomatidae
Source: the annotation of a GenBank genome assembly
AUGGUUUUAGAUCCAAGUGGCUGCUUAAAAUCCCGCCAGGACGACCUCCUUAUUGUCUUCUUUUCUGUUGUCCUGCCUUCACCAUUCGUCAAGUCGGCUAAUUCGGAGGCAAUACGAGAGCCAUCCGAGCCCAUUUCCCAGGACUCGUCUUUAAUUGGAGCACAGACUCUAGCCUAUCCAUACGGAGCCUGUGGCCCCCACGGGACCUGCGUACGCACCGCUUCAACUGGUGCAAUCUGGGCUGCCCUGACGACAGGCGACAUGAAUAGUGAGAGCGGUGGCACGGAGAAACGCGAAAAUGAUGGAUUCUACUGCAUCUGCCAGGCCGGUUUCCAAGUAGGUUCGAUGGGUCUGGAUGAGUUUACGUGUUUUUUUUUGCUAUUCAUUUUGCGUGAAACUUGUGUCGAGAAUAAUCUCAGGUUGCUCUCGUCCAAGCAUAAUUCGUGA